AUGUCAGGCCCCAGGAUUGCCUGCAUAUGCGUGAUUGGAAAGGCUGACAAUCCUCUCCAUAUCUCAAUGUUCCCACCGUACCAAGACUCCAUUGUAAAUUUCUCUUUCUACUUGAACGCAUGCCUUGAUAUUUUUGAGAUACGGCAGAAAAAGACUUCAGUCGGCCAGGAUCUGGGCCUGUUGCAUGCGAUCGAUGAGCGACUAGCCGCGUAUGGCUGGUUGACAACCACUGGGGUGAAGUUCUUGAUCGUGGUGGAUACAAUAGGGCAACCAACACAUGUUGGGGCCGAAAGUUUAGGCAUCGGUGCGAUGGCGACAUUGAGGGAAUCGGACUUGAAGCCGGCACGUUUCUACCAUUUUAGCUUGCAACGCAGUCGAGGCCUGCAAGGUUCAAGGAAGCACUAA
Molecule: messenger RNA, 405 nt
Organism: Aspergillus fumigatus Af293
Lineage: Eukaryota; Fungi; Ascomycota; Eurotiomycetes; Eurotiales; Aspergillaceae
Biological process (GO): endoplasmic reticulum to Golgi vesicle-mediated transport
Cellular component (GO): TRAPP complex; cytoplasm; nucleus
Source: RefSeq, a predicted model, not a curated record